Messenger RNA from Lontra canadensis (Northern American river otter), 1169 nucleotides. RefSeq names its product natural cytotoxicity triggering receptor 1 (gene NCR1). The coding region runs from base 157 to 1077 and encodes 306 amino acids. Lineage: Eukaryota; Metazoa; Chordata; Mammalia; Carnivora; Mustelidae. The record is from RefSeq and is a predicted model, not a curated record. The transcript has 7 exons.
UAGAAGGAAGACUGUGAAUCUUCUUGUAAGAAGUCCGUGUGAAAGCCCCAUGGCGAUUAGUGCUGGGCUUCACCCACCACAUCCUGUGCACCUUCCUGCCCUACUGGACUCAGUCUCCACCCAGCUGCUCCACAUUCGCCUGGUAGGAUCAGUGCUAUGACCUCUACACUCACUGCCCUGGUCUACCUUGGGCUGUUCCUGAGCCAGACCGUCAGGACCGAGAAGCAGAAUCUUUCAAAACCCAUCAUCUGGGCCAAGCCAGAUUUCAUGAUUCCGAAGGGAAAGCAGGUGCUUAUCUUCUGCCAGGGGACUCCUGAGGCUGUGAAGUACCAGCUGUAUUUCGAGGGACACCUCUUUCUUCAGCAGAGCCCAAAACAACUUGGAAGGAGGAACAUAGCCAUGUUCCACAUCCCAGCCAUGACCCCACUCACUGCAGGGCAAUACAAGUGCAUUUACCGAAGCAAGAAGCUCUGGUCAAACCCUAGUGACCCUCUGGAUCUGGUGGUCACAGAAUUGUAUGACACGCCCACCCUCUCUGUCCAUCCUGGGCCUGAGGUGACUUCAGGAGAGAACGUGAGCUUCUACUGUCAGCUAGGCACUGCAACAAACAAGUUCUUUCUGCUCAAGGAGGGAAGAUCCCCUCACCUUCAGCACAGAUACGGGAACACCCAGGUGGAGUUCCCCAUAGGUCCUGUGACCACAGCCCACAGAGGGACGUACAGAUGUUUUGGCUCUUAUAACAACCAUGCAUGGUCCUUUCCCAGUGAGCCUGUGAAGCUCCAGGUCGCAGAUUUUGGGGACACCAGCCUUGCACCCACAGAGCACACCUCUUUUUCUGACUAUUGGGAUCUUGACUUGGUAACCACAGAGGCAGAAUUCGAGCAAGACCUUGCCUCCUGGGAUCACACUGCCCAGAAUCUCCUUCGGAUCAUUCUGGCUUUCCUGGUCCUGGUGGCACUCAUGUGCCUCCUGGCUGAAGACUGGCUUUGGAGGAAGAGGGCACAAGAGAAAGCCAACGGGGCUUCAAGUCAGGAACACAGGAGAAGGUUCAGAAGUCAGAGACGCCUGAACAAAUGACCAAGAGAUGUGCUGGUCCCAGGUAGAGCGGAAUGCUGGCCUUGACCCUGAGCUGAGCGAGCUCUGUGUUGUACCCAUGAAGGGGGUUUCUC